This is a messenger RNA of Oncorhynchus keta (chum salmon), 3696 nucleotides long. RefSeq lists its product as uncharacterized. Bases 1924 to 3516 code for a protein of 530 amino acids. Lineage: Eukaryota; Metazoa; Chordata; Actinopteri; Salmoniformes; Salmonidae. Gene Ontology annotation, cellular component: nucleus; aryl hydrocarbon receptor complex. Gene Ontology annotation, molecular function: nuclear receptor activity; transcription cis-regulatory region binding. The transcript has 5 exons. The record is from RefSeq and is a predicted model, not a curated record. Gene Ontology annotation, biological process: regulation of transcription by RNA polymerase II.
UGGGAGAUUUGUACAGGGUAAAAGGUAUCUUGAAGAAGGAAGGCUAUCACUCCAUUUUGCAAUGCCAUACCCUGUGGACGGCGCUUAAUUGGAGCCAAUUUCCUCCUACAACAGGACAAUGACCCAAAGCACAGCUCCAAACUAUGCAAUAACUAUUUAGGGAAGAAGCAGUCAGCUGGUAUUCUGUCUAUAAUGGAGUGGCCAGCACAGUCACCGGAUCUCAACCCUAUUUUUUUUUUUUUUAACCUUUAUUUAACCAGGCAAGUCAGUUAAGAACAUAUUCUUAUUUUCAAUGACGGCCUAGGAACAGUGGGUUAACUGCCUGUUCAGGGGCAGAACGACAGAUUUGUACCUUGUCAGCUCGGGGGUUUGAACUCGCAACCUUCCGGUUACUAGUCCAACGCUCUAACCACUAGGCUACGCUGCCGCCCCAACCUAUUGAGCUGUUGUGGGAGCAGCUUGACCGUAUGGUACGUAAGAAGUGCCCAUCAAGCCAAUCCAACUGGUGGGAGAUGCUUUAGAAAGCAUGGGGUGAAAUCUCUUCAGAUUACAUCAACAAAUUGACAACUAGAAUACCAAAGGUCUAAAAGGCUGUAAUUGCUGCAAAUGGAGGAUUGAUGGAAGCCACAAUCUAUCUGCAAUAUUAAAGAUAAUCAACCCCCUAAAAUAAAAAAACUAAUAAAAAACCGUUCACGCGGCAAUAAAAACAAUAUGUUCUAUUUCUGUUGGGUUAUAAAGUAGGAUCCAGCUCCCGAUUGAAGUUUAUAUGUGGUGGAGUCAAAACACAUUGUUAAUCUUUUCUCAUCAUAAUUAAGAAGCCAUAGUGAAGACAGGCAGACAGACACAGACACUAAUAUGCAACACGGGAGACUAAAAUGUAGGAGCGUUUCUAGGGACGACUCCGCAAGAAAACCGCUGAAACGGUGCAGAGACAGUGUUAUUUGCUUUGAUCCUAUUUGUUCCAUUUGUAAUUACCCUUUUGAAAAUUUAAACUCGAGGAUCCAGGGAAAACUAUUCUGUUUUAGAGAGAACCUCACACAAUAGACAUCCGAUCUGUCUGCCGCUGGGAGCUGUGUUGGCGCUUGCCAUGUGCAAAAAAUCUUGUAAAAAAAAAAAAAUGGGGGGGGGAGGUUGAAUAUUUCAGUUGGAAUCUGUAAUUUCCCUGACAGAAAGCACAGCUAUUGCUGGUUAAGAGAGAGGCAUUACACAUUUGGGCUGGGUUGUAAAAAAAGGGCCUUGUCAGGAGGGCUCGGCUGCUCUGCUUUUAGGGAGCUGGUGUCACGCAAUGUUUGAACAAACAAGGCUUGCACUCUUUGCCCCCCUCCUCCCUCCUCCUCCCUGUGAUUCGGUGACAUUGGAGAGCCAAGAGCCACCGUAGUGUACUGUAGGGGAAUCAGUGGGGUCCGUUCUGUGGCCUUGAGGAAUUCAGCAGCAACACAAAUACAAAUAAAAAAAACAUUAUGGGCAACAACAACCAGCUGCUCUUUACUGAAUCUUUCAGUAAAUAUGUCACUUCUUUCUUUUUUUAAGAGCUGUUUUGAGGAUAUUGCUCUGAAUACCCAAUUUAAGUCAAGUUGUGUGAAGUCCUUCACUGCAAUAUGUUACACUGCAGUCAUUCAAACAGUUACAAUUCUUAAAAAAAAAAAAGUGAAAUGUAUUUCUUUCAAAGUUAUUCCAGCUACAAAAUGACCUAAACAAGAUUUCAUCCAGCUUUGAAACUCAUACAAAACCACACCAUUAGCAGCCUGUUAACCAGACCCAUUGCAGAUCUUUUUGGGGUCUGCGUGUGAGACCGCCGUCGGGCCGACCCAGUGAACCCGCGGCAGAGAUUAAGUGGCGAGGGCACCACUGUUUUGCCAACACAAUAGGCCACGACCCUGAAUCCCAUCAAUACUUCAAGCAGAGGGCGAUCUGACGGAUGUGAUGCACCAAAACGUCUUUGAUUAUGUCCAUGUGGACGACCGACAAGAGUUCAGAAGACAGCUCCACUGGGCCAUGAACCCCAGCCAGCUCCACUUAGUCUCAGGAACUGAUGUAGACUUGGUGGUGAGCAGCCUGAUUCAUUCUCAGGAGACGGGGGGAGUCGCUCCUGAGUUCUCCUCCUUUCUCAACCGCUGUUUCAUGUCCCGCGUGCGCUGCCUGCUGGACAGCACCUCUGGCUUCCUGACCAUGCAGAUCCAGGGCCGACUCAAGUUCCUCCAAGGACAGAAGGGGAAGUGGGGCUCGGGGGCCCCACUACCCCCCCAGCUGGCCCUGUUCUGUGUGGCCGUGCCCCUUCUGCUGCCCUCCAUCACUGAGAUGAAGAUGAACAACAUGAUGAUGAGGGGCAAGCACAAGAGUGGAGGGGACAUCAUCACUACACUAGAAUAUAGUGAGAGAGAGGAGCAGUUGAGGAGGCAGGCUGGCAGUGCGGGGGGGGUAGUCGAUGGCGGGGAACCGCUCCUCCUCAACUGCUCCAAACUUGGUGGUCUCCAACAUCGCCGCCACGCCCCCUGGACGCCCCUCUCCAAAGACAGCCUCAAGUACAAGACAGAGGAGGGCUAUUGUGGACAGGACGAGCCCCUCAACUACUGCAAAACCUCCAUGGGCGGCGUCCCCCACCACAAAGGCCCAGGCCUGGACUCCCCGUGGCCCAUGCGGCCUGCCUCGGGGCCCAUCCGGGGGGGGCAAAGUGGGGGCUACACCCCCUCAAAUCGACUCGGGAAGGGUGGGCACUAUGGCAAGCCCUACCGCAUGUCCCCCAGCAUGUGCCACGGAGGAGGGCGAGGUGGUGAAAUCUACGUGCCCAGGAUGUACGAGAGCCUCCAGAGCCCUGGCGGCUUGGACCUGUACUGCGUGGGAGAGGAGGUGAAGAGCGAGUGCUAUGGCAACCUCCUGUUGCCUGAGAUGCCCAUCAAGGUGGAGCAGGACUCGGAUUCGGAGAACGGCUGCGACACGUAUGGCCGUCCGUGGCCCUGCCGGGAGCCCUUGGACCAUCGCUACGACGACGGCAACAGCUACGUCGACAACAACGGCCUCCGUAUGAAGUCGGAGGCGGACUACUACGAACAGUACUCGUCGUGCCAGAGGGGCAAGGCGGGCAUCAGCCCCAUCAGCCCGCCCUACAACAACGGCCACUUCCAGAACUAUAAUGACACGGCGGGCAGUGGCAGCAGGCCCUUGAAGGUCAAUAAGGACCUGUCCCAGUUCAGUCCCCAGAGGUUGUCCCACCCAGACCCCCUGUGUAGCAGCCAGAGCAUCAACUGCAUCGACGUGUACGCAAGCGGCUCCAUGGAGCACAGCAACAAGGGCUACGUGCAGCAGCAGCAGCAGCAGCAGGACAAGUUGAGCUACGAGUUCAAAGGUCACGGACCGCGCCAGACCAUCAAGCAGGAGCCCGCGGACUCACCCCAGUGGUCGGACGGCAGCGGCCACGACAUGAACCGCGCCGCGGGACACUCUCAGAGGAGCGUUAUGCCUCACCGUGUGAUGAAUGCUGGGCAGCACAAAGCCAACCCGUGUGUUUAUAUGCAAUAGACGCUGACGCGCCCCAUAACUUCCUCAUUCACCAGCAUAACACAUUGGCAGAAGACAUGCAGGGUACGGCUCAGGUUUAAAGACUAGUGUGGUGGAGACAAUCAAAGACAGGAAUGGGGGGGGAUUCUAUCUCGAUUUGUUUUGAUGAAUGGAAUAAAUUGUAGUUAUUUAUCCAAAGCA